GACUGUGAGCUGGACGGAAUGACACUGAUACUUGCCGGUGAUCCGGAUCUAUACGAUGGCCGAAUAUUUGUCCGUGGUCAGACCGAGAAUCCACUUUGCUCUAGGAAACUCAACUCCCUGCUUUCCAACGGAAGUGAUUAUCAGUUCGCAAUACUAUAUGCCCACUGCAAUGUGCGAUUCGAGCAACCGGAUACAAUAGCAGUGACGAUAGUUAUCCAGCGGCACCCGAUGUUUAUCACUCAACGAGCCGAUGCUUAUGAUGUUCGAUGUACAUAUCCAAUUGGCGUUCGAAAGGUUCUUUUCUUAUUCAAAAUUGUGAAAGUGGCAAGUCAUGUUGAUAUAUCAGAGCUAGCGACCACCAAUACAAUCGUGGAAAAGGGCGUUGGCCCGUCGUGUUCGCUGACAGUGACCAAUGAACAGGAUCAGAUGGUUGACACAGCAACCGUCGGUGAAGUUCUCAAGCUUGUCCUCGCCGUACAACCAAAUGACACAUAUGCAAUCCUGCCACGGAAUUGUUACGCAAUAAAUUUGGAAACCAGCGAGCUAUAUUCGCUGACGGAUCAAGCUGGCUGUGCCAUUGACCCAAAACUGUUCCCCGAAUGGAUGUAUCUACAUUCUUGGCUUGCCGUCGCCAUCUUCAACAUAUUCAAGUGGCCAGAUCACUCAAUGAUUCGUUUUCAGUGUGAUUGCUCUGCGUACAUUGAAAGUAGCCCCAAGGUUUGCUUGUAG
Messenger RNA from Gongylonema pulchrum, 729 nucleotides. NCBI's taxonomy places the organism in Eukaryota, Metazoa, Nematoda, Chromadorea, Rhabditida, Gongylonematidae. The record is from the annotation of a GenBank genome assembly.